This is a messenger RNA of Amoebophrya sp. A120, 11952 nucleotides long. Lineage: Eukaryota; Dinophyceae; Syndiniales; Amoebophryaceae. The record is from the annotation of a GenBank genome assembly.
AAAAUGCCUAAUGGCUCUCCUGUACUAGGACAAUACUUCCUCUAAGAGUCCCACGAGGAACAACGAACUCCAGCAUCAUGGUCGACACCCUCCCCGACCUGAUAGUCGAGGUUCCCGUGCAGGCGGCCUCGCUCCCGGAGGGCAUCCUGGACGGCCGGUACAAGCAUCUGAAGCAGAAGGUCAACCACAAAGAUUGUUUUUUCUGUUCCGCUAUGGAUUGCAAAAGUGUCUGGGUGUGGAAGAAUGAAACUUGUGAUGCUGCAUUUGGAGUCCAAAAAAAUCUGUAUUGCAUGAGCAGCAGAGGGAAGGCAAUUUUCGCUACGCAGAGAGGGCAUUUGUCAUGCGGAAUAGGCAUCAAGAACCCAGCAAAAAAUCUGUGAUGCUAGGGCAUGCAUCACAGACAUCCACCUGGCUCAUGCAACACGUGCAUGACAAGUCUCAGAAUCUUCCAGACCCAGACACUUUUGCAUUUGAUAUUCGCGAACGGCUUCUACCUGUACAGCAUCGCCAACGCGUCCACCGGCAAUGACAACUACGUGUUCGGCCGGAAGCUGAGCGGGCAAAACUCCUACAUCGCCCGGAUCGACUCCCCGGACGUGCUGCUCGGCGAGAUUUACGUCUACGAUGAAAAGCAGAACGAGUUUGUGAAGAAGUCCGAGUCCUUCGACAUUUGGGUGGACGGCGACGCGUUCCACGGCAACCGCCAGGCCAAGCACGACGUGUUCGCGCCCCAAGUUUUGCACUUCCAGUCGCCCUAUCAAACGUAAAAAUGUCUGGGUCUGGAAGGUUGCAACUUGUGGUGCUGUCUUUGGAAGGUAAAAAAAAUCUGUAUUGCAUGACCAGCAAGAGGAGUUCAAUUUGUGCUACGCGGAGUGGGCGUUUCUCAUGCGGAUUACGCAUGAGAGGGCUCUUUAAAAAUCUGUGCUGCUAGGUCAUGCAUUACAGGCAUCGCGGGUCAUGCUCAUGCAAAAUAUGCAUGACAAAUCGCGCAUUCUUCCAGACCCAGACACUUUUACAUUUGAUACGCCCUUCGCGGACCUGAACGGGGGGUACGAAAUCAUCCCGAAAACCUGCUGCCAGCGACCGGUGUACUACUCGGAGGGGCUGCAGUAUCCCACGAAAAAACUGCUUCACUGUGAUGACUUUGCAAGAUCUGCAUCACAAGUUUGCUACACAUGACACUGAAAAUUUGUCAUGCGCGCUUCCCAAGGGAAAACACGCUUGGAAAUCCAAUGCCUUGCAGGUGUAGCAAGACAAAGAGUUCUGUGUGCCAUUUUCUGCAUCACAAGUUCACAGUGAAACAGUUUUUUCUUGCGAUAUGCAGCUGUUCUUGAUUUUCGUCGGCGAGAAGUGGGUGUGCACGCCGAAUGACACGGUGAAGGACGGGUUUCUGUUCAAAGCCGAAUCGGAAAAAACCGACCGGGUUUUUCCCACGGAAUGCAACUGGCUCGACGGAAAUGUCGUGGAGGAGGUACUUACAACUAGGGAAUUCGUGAUGUUGAUGAAUUCGGUGAUUGUUUUGUGCAUUAAUAAAUUCAACUAUCGAAAUCUAUCUCGAUUGCAAAAGAAUAUGCGCAAUAACCUGCACGGGACGCAAAAAUAUCGUGUCAAAAUAAACCCCAGGUUCUCCCACCCGCAUUGGACCCGUGGUCGGCCGCCUCCGUUCCUAUGGCAUCGGUGAUGCAACAGGCACAGGAGCUGCAACUUCUUGCGCAACAGGAUCAUCAUCUCGAGCAACAGCCAAUGGCAGAACCGUCCGCAGGAGCCGCGCAACAAGUAGGGGACCAGCUGCAGGAGGCGCAAUCUCCAGCUGCCGCCCGGAGGGUACCGUCAUUGCAGGUCGUGGAUCAUGAAAGCGAGCAACCCGAAGGGAUGGAAAAGGCAGGAUUGGUUCCCGAAGCACCUGCCGAGGCAGCAGAAGCACAAGGCGAAGAGGCUCGGGCGGCUGGCGAAGGAGGAAAUGACGAGGCGGGUAUGGCGGAUGAAGAAAAUAAAGAUAGCGCGGGAGUAGAGGCGGAGAAGGAGAAGCCGGCAUCAGAAAACGCUAAAAAUGCAGCAGGUGAGGCUGAAGCAAAAGAGGACGCAAAGCCAGCAGCCGGGGAGGGAGAGCAGGCCGACGGCGGAGAGAAAAAGUCCGCUGAAGAUGAAGAGACUACUACCAAGAAACCCGGGGAAGAACAAGAAGAGACCAAGGAGAAUGACGACGCCAAGCCGGCGGAAGAUGUUGCACCAGAAGAAAACCAGCAGGACAGUAAAGACGACGCCGCAGGAGCUGCGGCGGGCAACGAGGAGGGAGAAGGCAAACCCGCAGUGGCCGAGGAGGGAGCUCAAGAGGAAGCACCAGCAGGCAAUGGGGAGGAGAAAAAUGAAGCAGAACAAGGCGCACCUGUUGCCGAAGGAGAAGACGCGACAGCUCCUGCAGCGGAAGAAGCAACGCCAGUCGGAGAAGAUGAAAACACUGGUGGCGCAGACGCCGCAGCACAGGAAGCUAUUCCGCUCCUUGUGGAACAAGAUGAGCAGGGCAACGAGCAGAGUGAACAGCCAGCCAAGCCGGCGGACGAAAUUCCGGUCGACGGCCCUGCCGUCGCACCCACGCUGUUGGAAGAAACGGAUGACUCGAACAAGAACGUGAAGACCCUCUCCUCGAAACAAGAAAACGCGAACAGUACCUUCGCGAAUUUUUUAGCAGACGACAGGCAGCUACGAAUGAGGAAAUAUGACCCGGCCUCCAAUUGGUUCAAGCUUGUGUUGCGUGAUGGAAUUGUGCGCAAGCGCAACCGCAAGUUAGAUAGUAGCACGCUGAAAAGUAGCUGCUCAAGCUCAAUGCAAUUUCGGAAGACAAGAAAUUUGAGCGAAAAAUAACGCACUGCCUUUUAAUCUUCUCCUCUGACAAACUUGAAUAACUGAAGAGGGCUGGAACAUAUUUCCAUUGCAUAGCAGCAAGUGUUGCUGUCCCAGGACACAGCUGAUAUCCCGGAAAACGUGGAGUACUAUCACGGAAAGGACCUCUGCUACAGCACGAGACCGGCUCUGUUCGACGCAAAUCUGCCCCCGACGGACCUCCUGUCACAAAUCGCGAACAACGAGACUCUAUCCACUGCGAAAAAACUUAAAUUUGGGCUUUGGUCGUCUUCUGGAACAAGAAGUAUGGAAGUGUCAGAAUCGAAAUUGACAAAGUCGAAAAAUUUGUGAUGCAUAAAAUCGAUACCAGUUGGAGCCUCAGUUUCCAAGUGGCGCAUACCAAAUUUCGGGAGCGCCCAAAUCCAGUCUGUCAUGCUGUUUGGGCAAAGAAGACUGCUCCUGUCGUGCUACUCUGGCAGCACCUUGCAUACCUCUAAACAGGCUUGCAAUUGGUCUCAUUUGCCUGCUCCCCAAUACAGGCCUUCAGUGCCCUACAUUUUAUGCAUCACAGAUUUUUCGAUUUUAUCGAUUUCGAUCCUGACACAUCCAUAAGGAGGUUGCGGAACUUACUGUACUGGUGCAAGCUGAGUAUUCUCGUUCUUCACUGCUACACUGCAUGCACUAGCAGCACUUAAAUGCACUUUGAUUUUCUUGUAUGCACUCUUUUUUUCAUAGAUACACAACAAGUCGACAUAAAGUUGGCCGAAAGUAAACUUGUCAACAUGCAGCCCUGAAGAUUGUUCGUAGCGUCCCAACCAGUUACUUAUUUCCAGAGGACCACCACGAUAGAGCUCAGUAUUUUUUUUUCCGUGCAUAGACAACUUCCUUGGCCGCCAUCGCUUUGGUCGCGGAGUACCCUGGGUACGUGAAAGAAACCCUCGGCCCAAAGCCGCAACAGCCGGACGUGUUUGUCUCGGACAACCAUUCGCAGUCGGGGCUGAGCAAAGAUGACAGGUACAGCGUGCGCCUGUUUGACUUCACGAAGAGCCAGUUUUUCACGAUCACGCUUGACGACUUGAUCCCCUGCAGCGGUGAGAAAAACUGGUACGACCGCCGGCCGGUCCCCGUUUUCUCCCAGCCCUGCGGCAACGAGCUUUUUGCGCUGUUGCUGGAAAAAGCGUUGGCCAAGUUGGCCGGAAGCUACGCGAAUUUGUCCGGCGCGCCGUUAGUGUACUACCUGUCGGCCCUCACCGGAACGCAACCGACCACCCAAGAAGUGUGGGACUUGGUGCAGCCGAACCAGAAUCUGAACGUAUGCAGUGCAAAAGUAUCGUAGUCGUAUAAAUACAUUACAAAUUUCCUCAGCAUGAGAAAUAGAAUUUGUAAUGCGGAUUCACCCUAAGAAAAAAAUUUGCAAUGCAUGAUUGCAAUACGAGUAGAGUACGAGUACGAUACUUUUGCACAGGAUAGAACGUGGUGAAAAACAAGAUCAUUCUUCCCGGUGGUGCACAACAAACUCCCCCGAACUGUUUUCCGCAUGCCCUGUACACGAAGAAGGUCAGCAACGCAGAACUGAACUUCGACGACUUCUUCUCCACUGUGCUGCGCACGAAUAAGAGCAAGCAAAUCGUGUCCUGCGUGAUUGCGCCGCGGGCGGGGGCGAGGAAUCAACAAAAGAGGAGACCGGACGGGCUGGUGGAAGGCUUUCCGUACGCCUUGCUGGAGGUACUUCUUAAUUGGAAUUUCUACUAGCUCGUAUCAAUCUGUUGGUCAUGGAAAUCGAUCCCGCACACACGUAACACGAUCGCCCCAGAUGACGCCUGUUCCUCAAUGAAAUGACAGUUCUGAAUGACCUGAACUAGCCAGAUCCUUAGGGAAAUGGUCAGAAUCUAUCUAGAUCCUAAAGGAAACUCUUCUCCAUGUUCCGCGAAUCCCCCAAAUACUACGAAGGCAAAGCCGUCAGGAUCGUAGUGAAAUGAAUGGACUCAGCUCGGUCCAGGCGUUCAGAGUGGUCGCCCUGGGGGACUUGACUCCCGCCAGGGUCGAGCACCAAUCUGAGCAGGUUGAGGGGUGGACUCCCAUGCUGUUUGGCCACUUGACUCUGUCCAGGUUUGGUCCUUUUGAAUGUGAUGAAGUUGGAUGAUUUGAACCUACAGGAUGUAACGCAGCAAGAGACUUGCGUCACUUGCUUGCUUACUUGCAAUUGAGAGAAUUCAUCGAAUUGCUGUUGAUAACGAGCUCAGUGGAGCAAGCGCGUGUAAGUGUGUGCGAGUGUUCUCAAGUCCAUUAACACCACGCUACGCCUUGAGACUCAAACUGGCUCUUCUAGUCAGAUAAGUUUAUUUGAAAUAAUGGGCCAAGAGGCAAAGCUGGUGGAGAAGUUGUCCAGCGCGCAGGACUGGCGUGUCUGGCGUCGCGGGGUCACGAACGAGGUUUCUCGUCUCGGACUCCAGGAGUAUUGGGAUAAUCGUCUUGCUGGUAACCCACCGGGGAUUCCGCAGGCGGCCAAUACUGCCAAUAACGCGAUCCGGGAGAAGUGGCGCGACCUGAAGGAUGCCAUCUACAAGUCACGCACCGGGUCCGUGUCCACGUGGGUCAACAGUCAGCACUACAUCAACGACGACGCUGCGCAACUGUUCAUGCGUAUUCGUGAUGUUGGUCGCUUCAAUGUUGCCUCCCGUGACCAGCAGCACAUCAAGACCUCCUCGAUCGACGCCAUGCAUUUCGACAACCGUGACGCGCCGAAGGAUGCUCCGACGUUCCUGGCCCAGAUCCUCGACUUUAUGGUGAUGGCGCCGAGUGUCUACGUCCCGGAGCCCGGGUGUCCGGUCGAAGAUCAUCAUGUGAAGAACAUUCUGGACAAGUUGCCCAAGAUGUACGCGUCGGCCUUCCGCCAGACCAUCGACCGCUGCGUGGACGAGUCCGAUCACAUCACCUUGCAGGAGAUCGGGAACCGUCUCGAGAAGAAGCUCGCGCAGCUGGUCAAGGAAGGCUCGCACAAGAUCGAGAGCCCGUCCUUCGGCAAGGCCUUCCCGGUCGUUGAGGAGAAGUCGAAGAAGACGAAGAAGGGAAAUAAGCGUCAGAAAAAUGACGAUGAUGAUGAGGAGCCGGACUCCGCUGAUGAUGGUCAAAAUGCUUCUGGCAAAGUGUUCUCGGCGAAAGCCUUGAAGCGCAAGAUGGCCAAAGUGCGUAAGCAGACCGAAGCGAGUGCCCUGGCUGCCCAUGGCCUGCCCCCGAAGGCUAACGCUAAGGGUGGAAGUGGCCAGAAAGGUGGUGGUAAGACUGGUCGGAACCAGAGCACUCCCUGCAACACUGUGACCAAACCCAAAUGCUGGAUCUGUGGCAAGGAAAACCAUAAGGCGGACCGUUGCCGCUGGAAUCCUAACAAUCAAGGGAAAGGUCAGUGGGGUGGUGCCUGGGGAAACCAGCAGCCGCAGUGGUGUCCGCCGGUGAGCCAGAGCCAGACGAACAACCAGAAUCAAGGGCAGGGAGCCGGUGGAAAGCAGGGUGGUUGGGUCUGGCAAGGACCAGCCUGACCAGAUGAAGGAGGAGUAUUUAUCUCGGAGUAUGGUAGCUGUGUGCUGAAUUUCGAGAAUUUAGAAGAUUUCGGUGUAGAUUCUUCUAGCUGUUUUACUGCACAGACCAAGGACGCAGUGAGCUUGGUCGAUUCAUGUGCAAACAAGUAUUUAUCUAGACACGAAUCGGAUUUCAUUGACAUCUCGAGCAACGUCUGCCGCAUCAACGGCACGGCCGGGGCUCGUGAUGGUUUUGUAGGAAAACUGAAGGAAAACGCUCUAGGUUUGCCCUAUGGCGUCUACUUCAAACACUUGCCAAGAGAUAUUGAUCGCGUUCUUCCGUGGCUCGGUGAGGACAAUCCCAGUGAUCGUGGGUGGGAUCUGAACUACAACAGCUCUGGUGGUUCCUUAGUCAACAGGGAAUCCGGUCAGAUGCUACCAAUCAAGAACCACGAGAGGUUGACCCUCCCAGUCCUUGGGUGUGAUCUUUUCGGGAUGGGCCUCCGGGGUCAGGCGACUAGAGACACCGCGGAAGAUAUUGCAUGCAUUACAAUCGAAGAAAGUAUUGCUAGUUGUCAUCUUACUCGCCUAGAACAACAUAGAAGAUUCGGGCACUUUCACGUAGAUGGUCUUAGUGUCCAGUGCCCUGAAUGCGACAAAGCUAAAGGCGCAAGAAGCUCUCACGCCAAGGAGCGAGACACUAGUAAUUACAAACCUGAACCAUUGAAACUACUAGCGAUGGAUUUCGCGGUAGGUAUUAAACCUGUAUCGAUUCGGUCACGCACCUGCGUGCUGGUGGUCAUCUGUGAUGCCAUCAAGAAGUGUUUCUGGUUCCCUCUUAAGCUGAAAAGUGACUGCGUUGAGGUUUUGGAAGAAGUAAUAAAAGGCAUUCGCCAGAAAUACGCUUUGACCCUCGAGGACAAAGUGGUGUGGUUCGUCCGUCGGGACAAUGAGCCAGUUCUGGGCAGUGACUCCAUGACCAAGGUCAUGCAAUCGCUGCGGGUCGGUGAUGCUCCUACGGUUCCCUACAACCCAGAGCAGAACGGAACCUGCGAACGCUUUACGCGGACCAUAUUCGGCGCUGUGCGUGCGAUGUUGGUGAACGUGGACAAGCGUCUGUGGUGCUACUCGGUCGAGUACGCUGCAGCAUGCUGGGACCGCCUUCCGCAUAAGUAUAGCAAAGUGCCUGAGUACGACGGAAAGACUCCGGCAGAGAUUCUAGAUGAGAGAACUGGCAGAAACAGUUCAAAAGUUGGCACAAGGAUGCUAGGGCGUUUUGGUUGUCUCGUUUAUUUUCGUGAACAAGUCAAGAAAGGCGAAGCUCAUGAAGCUCCUGAGGGGGGAGUAGAGGUGGUUGCUCCAAAGCUGUCCGCGCCAUUUCGUCGUGGUGUAUUUCUCGGCCUUUGUCCUAAGUCUUCGGGCUGGCGGGUUGGGACGUACGUCACGGACGGCCGGCCCGCCGCGGGACGUCGUUGGAUGGAGUAUUCUACCAUCGACGUCAAGUUCCGUGAGGAGUGCCUCGUGAAGAAUAUUGAAGACCUAGCUCCUAACUCCAAAGGUAUCUACGUCGAGUGCGACGCAAUCGAGGCCCUACCUAGUGGAGCGCCGUGUGCGCCAUCUCUCCCGUGCGUCGGUCCUGAAAUCGGGGCUGUGCGUCGGCUGGGGGUGGAUGUCUCGGAGCACACUGGUAGGCAGCCUGACGGUCCUGAGACGUUAGUGAUUGAGAGUGUGGAUUGGGAAGAUGAUCCGGGCCAGAUACAUCCCGAGCCUGAAGGUGUUAAACCUGAGGAGGGGAAUCUGGACGAUCACCCCACUCACAGCAGCUUAUCGAGUCCAAGAAAGGUGAGCCCGUCUCCGGCGCGGAUUGUGGCUGGCAACCGCAACUCCAAGCCGCGAGGGCGUGGCCGCCCCAAAGGGAGAAAGGACACGAGAAAGCGCGUGAGACGUACACGAAAAGAGCUCGACGCACUAAAGAAAGACGCGAGUGCGUUUGCCGCAGCAAUAGCAGCGCAGGAUGAUCGAGAGGAAGGUGAGGAAUUCCUUGACGUCCAGCGUUACUUGACUACAUCGGCCAAGUUGGAUCCCGCUCGUUGCAAAGACUCAGUCGAAUGGAACGCAGCAACCAACAAGGAAGAUUGUAGACUUGAAGCCUAUAAAGUGUGGGAGCCAGCUACUGACGAGGAGCUAGCGACCGCAAAACAGGUUUUGCCUAUUGCUAUCCUUCUUACCGAGAAGCGUGACGGUACGAAGAAAGCGCGAGCAGUAGCACUCGGGAAUCUAGAUCGUUCGGGCGAGCUGGACACUUUCGCUCCUGUUGUGUCCCAUGCCGCUAACAGGUUACUUCUAGCCGCUGCAGCCGCAGAUGGUGAUGAUGUGAUCCCGUUCGACCUUGAUAGUGCGUUUCUCAGUGCCUUACUUGAUCGCGAUGUCUUCUGCCGCUUGCCACCCAUCUGGGCGAAAAAGCACGGCGUGGAGAUUGUCAAGCUCAAGAAAGCGCUUUACGGCUUGAAAGACGCCCCCAGGCUCUGGCAUAAGAAGUAUGAGGAAGUACUGACCAAGCUAGGUUGGGAACCCUGUCCCUCUGCGCCAGGUCUGUGGAAGAAACCGAGCUUGGAACACCCUGGGAAGUUUCUGAAGUUGGCAGGGUAUGGCGACGAUAAUCUUAUCACAGGUCCUCCGACUGGGUCCGAGUUGGCUGGAGAACUUGCGGAGAUCUUGCACCACGUCAAGGGGCGCAUGAUCGACGUCGAGCGUGUUCCGGAGUUUAACUCUGUGUCCAAGAAGUUUGACUUCCUAGGGUCAGUAGUGUACUACGCCUGGAAUCUGCGAACCGUUAGGGUCGUGAUGUCAGAGUACAUAUCCAAGAUUUGUAAGAAAUUCAACGUCUCAGAAGCGGGCAAGCCGGUCCACUCGCCAAACUUCGAUGAGUCUGAACUCGCUAAAGAAGUUGAAGGAGCUAAAGUUAUUGAAGGUUUUCCCCUUCGAGAGGUCGUUGGCUCUCUGCAGUGGGCUGCAACCACUUGCAGGGUAGACAUUGUUGUCCCGGUUGCCACUGUCGCCAGAUACGUGGGCAAGCCGGCGACUCGGCCUGUCGUAAACGCCUGUAAGAAGAUUCUGAAGUAUCUAUUGACAACGAAGGAGCAGGGUCUGUCGUAUAGUCCGGAAAUUGAGGAUGAAUUCAACAGAAUCUACAGCAAGCUACUGCCCGAUGGGAGAGACUUGCCUGAUGUGAAUCUGUUUUCGGAUGCUAGUUUUGCGAAUUGUUGCAAGACCAUGCGAAGCACUAGCGGUAGCAUUAUGUACUUCCGCGGCUUCCCGAUCUGUUGGCGUAGCAACCGGCAGACCGUGAGAGCGUACUCCACGGCGGAGGCGGAGUAUAUAGCUGCUUCCGACACUAUUGCGCUGAGCGAGCAGAAUGACUUUACAGAAUUCUUCAAACCUCUACCCACUGUCAUGGUGGAGAAGCAGAAUGGCUUAUCUCCCUCCCUGGGUGAUGCCAUAUUGUGGAUCGACAACCAGUCCGCGAUAACUACAGCUAAGAGCACAGACAACAAACCGAAAUCGAGGCACUACGCACUGCGAUAUCUCCGCGUGAGAGACGCAGCGAGCCAGAUCAUGUUCUGCCCGACCUAUCUGAUGAAGGCAGACGGUCUUACGAAGCUCGAGUGUAGUGUGCCGCAGAGACGCUUACUCUUGCACCAUAUUGAUAACCCCGACCCUAAGUCUUUUAUUUGUGACUCCUCUGACGAUGAGGAUGAUUUAGACACUUUUAUAGAGGGGAAUCAUAAGGGCAGGGCUAAAGUAGGCUAUACUUAUUCGAUCUAUUUUGGUUUCUAGAAGGUAUUGGGGUAGCUAGUUUACCACAGCGCGCUCAGGAGGGGAGUGUGGUAGGACGUUAUCCAGAUUAGCAUCACCGCCGCAGCGAUUGAGGAGGGGCGUUGGUCAUGGAAAUCGAUCCCGCACACACGUAACACGAUCGCCCCAAAUGACGCCUGUUCCUCAAUGAAAUGACAGCUCUGAAUGACCUGAACUAGCCAGAUCCUUAGGGAAAUGGUCAGAAUCUAUCUAGAUCCUAAAGGAAACUCUUCACCAUGUUCCGCGAAUCCCCCAAAUACUACGAAGGCAAAGCCGUCAGGAUCGUAGUGAAAUGAAUGGACUCAGCUCGGUCCAGACGUUCAGAAUGGUCGCCCUGGGGGACUUGACUCCCGCCAGGGUCGAGCACCAAUCUGAGCAGGUUGAGGGGUGGACUCCCAUGUUGUUUGGCCACUUGACUCUGACCAGGUUUGGCCCAUAUGAAUGUGAUGAAGUUGGAUGAUUUGAACCUACAGGAUGCAACGCAGCAAGAGACUUGCGUCACUUGCUUGCUUACUUGCAAUUGAGAGAAUUCAUCGAAUUGCUGUUGAUAACGAGCUCAGUGGAGCAAGCGUGUGCAAGUGUGUGCGAGUGUUCUCAAGUCCACUAACACAGUCUAAAUCUUCUAAAAUCCAAACAGCCUGUCAUGCUUUUAUUACGCGGCUGCGUCCUAUUCUGAUGCCCCAGAACCGACAAAACAAACCGCCUCACCGGCGGGUGCAAAACAAGACCAAUUUCAACUACUUUACCAAAAAACCAUCUUAUCAGGCUCGGAUCAUUCCCUGCAGUGGCGCACUCCAAGCGGGCAUGAGCAAGAGAAUGCUGAAGUUUCGCAACCCCUUCGGAAAAACCUCGUGCUACACCGGUGCCUUCAGCAGAAACGACAUGGAAAACUGGAAGAAACUACAGCACUUCCACCUCUUUUUCAAGGGGGCCGGCGAAGUGAGCAGUUUCUGGAUGGAGUACACGGACUUUCUGCUAUCCAGUGCAAAAGUAUCGUACUCGUAUAAAUGCAAAUCAUGCAUCACAAAGCUUGUUCCCAAGGCAAAUCAGCAUUACAAAUUUUAUUUCUCAUGCUAAGGAAAUUUGUAAUGCAUUUAUACGAGUACGAUACUUUUGCAAUCCAUAUCUGUCCAUAUUCAGCAAAGUGUACGUCUGUCCGCUGAGCGAAACGGAUUUUAUUCAAACGGGUAGUGUAGCUGGUCCUUCAGGGAGUAAGCAGACGCACCUGCAGCAGGCGACAAGUUUUGGAAGUGACCAGUUUGAAAUGGUUCUCAACUCCGUGGCGAGGGACGUUUAGUCGUCAGUUGAUAUGAUCUUGAUCAUCAUCUGAUUUCUCAGAGUUUUCUUUUGCAUCGAGUAACAUAUAAUUCCCCGCUCCAAAAAACACGAUCACCACAAACAUGAAAUUUCCACACUAGUUUACCCACUAGAAGCGUACAGAUAAGUUUCGUAAGUUUUGGUUUUGCGCAUGGUAACAAUAAUUUCCAAUCGAAGCACAAGCAAAAGCAUCGCACACUGUGCUAGCAUCGCAUCAUGUCAUUUGUCUUAUGGUUUUGAAAAAGUUGAAAAGAGAUGCCCAUUUUUCACCAAUCCUCACGUCCACGAGCGCGGCAUGAUCUGUACACUACGCAACGCAAGACGAGCAGCAUGCUCAUAUACUUGCAAGUCUGCUUUUUGAGUACGCAUAAGCGUUACGACGGGAAUAGAGUACUAAAUCACAUUGCAACCUACCACAAUAAAU